UCAAAAACCCUCAACUCAAUCACUUCUAGCUGUUCACGCCACAACAUGGCCUCUCACCACCACAACCACCACCAAAUGACCACCACAUCAAGCUGCUGCUGCUGCAGCAACACUUGUAGCCACCACCCUGCUCCACCACCUCCUCCUUCCACUGACCCACUUCUCCAAACCAUUCUCUCUCACCUUCUCCAACAACAACAACAGCAACAACAAUCACCUCAACAACCUCAUUAUCAGUAUCUUAGUCAUAACCAAACUCACAAAAACCAUCACUUUCACCAUCAAAAUCAAAGCUUUCAACAUCAAAAUUGCAACUUUCAGCAUCAAGAAGAUUGCCCACAAGCCAAAUUGGUUCUCUCUUCUCUUAUUAGCCGUAUUGAUGCUCUUGAAACUUCCCUGCAAAACUUCUCUUUAUCUUCUGCUGCAUACAAUCAGUACUCUUCUUCUUCUUCAUGCUCUCUUAGAGACGUGGCGGCGCGUGUGAUUCAAACCCAUUUCCGAGCCUUUCUUGUGCGUAGAUCCAGAACCCUUAGACAGCUCAAAGAGCUUGCUUUAAUCAAAUCUAGCUUCAACUCUCUCAAGUUAUCAGUUUCCAAGAAAACCCAUUUGGAUUUUCACCUUGUUUCUCGUAAAGCUAUGGACUUGCUUCUCAAACUCGACUCUAUUCAGGGUGAUGACCCCAUGAUCAGAGAUGGGAAGAGGUCAAUUAGCAUGGAUUUGGUUAAGUUUUUGGAAUUUGUUGAUGGGUUUGCAGUGAGAAGGAAUGAGAUCUCAUGUAAAGGUUCAAAGAAUGUGAGAUUAAUAAGGCAUGAUGGUAACAAGUCUAGGUUUUUGAGGUCUAAUAGUGGAGAUUCUAGUAAGGAUCAGAUUGACUUAAUGAAAAAAUUGAGGGAGCGAGUGGACAGGAUUCAUGGGUAUUCUAGGGUUUCUAAAACUGAGGAUGAAGUUGUGGAGCUUGAAGGUUUUCACCAAUUCAUUGAUGAUGAGGAGCUAGAAAACCCUAGGGUUUACAGAAACAAAAAUGGGGUUUUGGUAAAAGAGCAUAUUGUGGCUCAGCCAAAAGUGAAGAAAAGUGUGAGCUUUGCUGAGAAUGGGAAUGUGUAUAGGAUUUUUAGCAAUGACAAUUCUCAUGAACCAAAUUCAAGUGGGGAUGGUACAUUAACUGAUGAGAGUGUUUCAAGUGAUGAUAAUGGAAUAAUUUUGGAGAAUAUUUGCACUGAAGUUGAAGGAAGUAAAGGUUUAUCUGAAGUGACUGAGGAUGGUGAGGAAGUGUACUUGGAAAAUGGAGGAUCAGUGCAGAGCAGUGAUGAGGAAAGAAACCCUAGAAUGAGUUUGAGAAGUGAAGAUUCAGAUGAGAUUAUUGGUGAUUAUAUAGGUCAAGAUGGACACUUUGUGUUCUCUGCACCAUUGCCUUUGAAGAUGGAAUCUAGAAUUGAUUUGAUGAAGAAGAGAAAGGCUGUGAAAAUUGUCGCAUAAUAGGUUCAAUUUUGAGGCAGUUGAGUGGAUGUUUGGUUCCAUUUCCACAUUAUGAUUCCGAUUGUUAGUUUAGAAUGGUGAGAAGUCUAGAUUGAAAGAGGUGUAAUGGGGCUUUAUUUCUCGUGGGAUAUGUUUGUAGCCUUCAAUUCCUGCAAUUGUAAUUGUAUUUUUUUUUUUACUAAAUAAUAAUUCUUGGUUUUUUUUUUUU
This is a messenger RNA of Pistacia vera, 1684 nucleotides long. RefSeq names its product BAG family molecular chaperone regulator 8, chloroplastic. NCBI's taxonomy places the organism in Eukaryota, Viridiplantae, Streptophyta, Magnoliopsida, Sapindales, Anacardiaceae. The transcript is spliced from 2 exons. Gene Ontology annotation, biological process: protein folding. The record is from RefSeq and is a predicted model, not a curated record. Gene Ontology annotation, cellular component: plasmodesma. Bases 46 to 1476 code for a protein of 476 amino acids.